CAAUAGCAAGGAAGUUAUUUUCAUUUUGGGGAUUUUCCCUUUUCCAAAACGAAACCAAGUGAUGGAUUCAACACCUGCUUCAAAGCGACGUCGUCACAGCAAAGACAACGAGACUGAAGCAUCAGCACCGCUGCCAAAACAAAUGUCACCGGUGGUUAUCUUCGCUCACGGCGCCGGUGCUCCUUCAUCUUCUGAUUGGAUGCUAAGAUGGAAGAGUAUGUUGAAGGAAACCCUAAACGCUGCUGAUGUUGUCACUUUUGACUACCCUUACAUGUCUGGUGGGAAAAAGAGGGCUCCUCCUAAGGCAGAAAAAUUAGUGGAGUUUCAUUCAAAUAUUGUGAAGGAAACUGCAACUAAAUACCCUGGUCAUCCUCUCAUACUGGCUGGCAAAUCAAUGGGUUCAAGAGUUGGAUGCAUGGUGGCUAACAUGGAAGACAUCAACGUUUCUGCUGUACUAUGCUUGGGCUACCCAUUAAAGGGAAUCAAUGGUGCGGUUAGAGAUGAAACACUGUUACAGUUAACAGUUCCUACAAUGUUUGUACAGGGAAGCAAGGAUAGUCUCUGUCCACUUGAGAAGUUAGAGACAACUCGGAAGAAGAUGAAAGCGCUCAACGAGCUGCAUGUCGUCGAUGGGGGUGAUCACUCUUUUAAGAUUGGUAAGAAGCAUCUGCAAGCAAAUGGUUCCACUCAGGAUGAAGCCGAAGUUGCUGCUGUGGAGGCCAUUGCCGCUUUCAUUUCUAAAUCUCUUGAAAGAUGAUGAUGCUCCCUUCUUUUGUGGAUUCUGUAGUGUACCACUACCAAGGUUUGUAUAUACACUUUCUUGUAUCUAGCUUGGCGGUAGUCUAAGCCUUGUUCUUGCAAGUGGGCUGUUUAAUUAUGUUUUGGGUGGUUUGGUCAAGUUUUUUUUCCUUGCUAACAGAGUAGACAUAUGAAUUUGUUACUGACAGUAUUAGAAAUCUACUUGGUGGGGACGGUUUUUUUUUUUAACUUAACACAGUUUAACAUAUUCAUGAUACUUAGUAACAACAAAGUCAUGUAAGAUCCUACUGCGGAACAGAUCAGUGAAAAUAGGCAAAGUUCAAUA
Molecule: messenger RNA, 1084 nt
Organism: Trifolium pratense (red clover)
Lineage: Eukaryota; Viridiplantae; Streptophyta; Magnoliopsida; Fabales; Fabaceae
Product: KAT8 regulatory NSL complex subunit 3
Exons: 6
Coding region: 62-757 (231 amino acids)
Source: RefSeq, a predicted model, not a curated record